Messenger RNA from Desarmillaria tabescens, 1149 nucleotides. RefSeq lists its product as uncharacterized. NCBI's taxonomy places the organism in Eukaryota, Fungi, Basidiomycota, Agaricomycetes, Agaricales, Physalacriaceae. Bases 1 to 1149 code for a protein of 382 amino acids. The transcript has 2 exons. The record is from RefSeq and is a predicted model, not a curated record.
AUGCACAUCAAGAAAACCCUCGAUUCUCUUAACCCCCAUCAUUCUCCUUGGUCCAUAUCCCACAUCAGCCAAAGAUGGCAAACCAUUACCCUCGCAUGCCCAAUGCUCUGGUCUCACAUCGCACUUGACCUCGAUCAGUACGAAACUGGCUUCUCAGACGGUCUGUACAUGUUCAGAGUCGGGCUAUACCUGAAACGCCCACGGGAGUGCGAUCUCUCCAUCUCUCUAUGGUCCAACUACUGCGUCAGUGAACAUUCUGUACUCGGUCUCCUCAAGGCUACCAUCCCCCAAUGGACCGAUCUCACUAUUAAUUUAUGCCCUGAAUCCAUCAAAUAUCUCACGAAAAACUCUUUCCCAGUCCUUCAGAGAUUCGAAAUCAAUUCUCUCAUCAAAAGGAAGAAUAUAUUCAAUUAUCACAUACUGGAAAUAAAGUCAUAUAUGCUCCAGAACUUCGCGUUUUCCACUCAAAGCACAACGCAAUGCCAUCAUUGUGUCCGGGUGCUUCGACAACUAACAUCUGCAAAGAGGCUUAUUCUCAGAGUUCACAAAAUGAAUAAUCUGGGUCUGAUGGACCGUGCGAUCAUCAUGCCUUGCGUGGAGAGACUCGAGUUCAAAGAGAAGAAAUGUGAAGGGUCCAUGGCUCGCUUGUUCAAUGCCCUCAGGCUCCCAUCGCUUACAUUCUUAUCACUCAUGUUCACCAAGGCAUCUCGAUCCACGUUUCCUACUAGGUUUGAGGGAUCGGCAACGCUUAUGAGCCUACACAUCAACUGUGACCUUGGCCAUUCCGAUAAUACCAAGCUGCUCCUUAGAUUCCUCACUCUGACACCCCAUAUCAUGCUACUCCGGCUUUCCACCACCAUCAUACCUGAUGAUAUGCUCUGUGGUCUCACUCUCGCAGAGGGGAAAAAGAAAAAUUCCCUCCUCCUCUCUUUACAUACCCUUGAAAUUGCACCCAGCAUACCAGAAUGUGACGUGAAAAUGUUUAUCCGAAUGCCAGAAUCUCGGUAUGAAAGCGGGAGUCCUGGUGAUUGUCGAAGGCUGGAACGAUUACAAUUCGAACAGCCUGGGGAGUUUGCGCUUUUGGAUUUGGAAGAUCAGGAGAGAUGGGAAACACUUUGUCGUUCUUUGGAUGUAUUCUACGUAUUUUAA